UGUACAUUUCCCUCCAAUCCAAGAUGAAAAAGUUCAAACACGUUUUCUCAGUGUGGUACAAAAUCCUGAAGGACUACUGCAGGAACUGCUCCCUAGUAGGACUUGCGUAUAUCACCAGCAGGAAGUACCACUACACGGAGCGACUCUUCUGGCUUGGGUGUGUCUUACUUUCCUGGACCGGCUCCUACUAUCUGAUCGUGUCCUACAUGGAAACAUUUCGCAAAAAUGCGGUCAGCAUGGUCAUCGAGAAUGUCCACCCGCGGGAAAAGAUCGAUAUCCCUUCGCUCGGCAUCUGCGAGAUGGGCUACGCUAAGGAAACGUAUGGCAAACUGGAAACUGUGAUUGAAGGGUUUAGAACUAGCGAGGACAUGGAGUACAAUUACGAUGUGGAGGAUUUCAUGUUGAGGAUUAUCUUUCACAAUCUGUAUAAUUAUGGAUCCAUUAUGUCCUACUGUGCUCCUUACACGGAUUGUACCGACUGCAUCAAGUGUCCGAAGUCGAAUUACAAUUUGUUUGCGGCGAGAGUGCGUGCGACUUGUAGUGAACUGUUGGAAGAGUGUCGAUGGAAUGGAGAAAAGUUCGAUUGUUGCGAAUUCUUCAAACCAAUUCAGACUUCGAUGGGGUCAUGCUAUCUGUUGAAUUCAAUCCAACUGGUUGAAAAGGGCGGUCAAAACUGGCUCGGUAUGAAAGUUGGUCGUGAUACAGCGCAGGGUGAGCUACUGCUAAACGUUUCAAAAGCUUUCUCGUCCUACAUUCUAAACGAGGAAGACAUUCCACACAUGCUACUUACCAGUCUCCAAUUCACGCAAAUCCCAAUUGGUUACACGGGAACAAUAUAUUUCACCAUGCAGAACAUCGUGAACGAUCCGCUUGUCCGAACUGUAGAUCCGGAAAUCCGACGAUGUAUUUUUCCUAACGAAAACAGUAACUCAAACUACCGCUAUUACAGUUACAGUGUGUGCGUAACAGAAUGUCUCAAGAUGGCACAAAUCAAGAUGUGCAACUGCUGUCAUCACAACAUGAUCAUUGAUGAAAACGACAAAAGCCCAAUCUGUGGCUACGAUGGCCUUUUCUGCUUGGAUCAAAAAGAUGUCAUGUUUCCCCAGACAACGAUCAUGCAACCGUGGCGUACGAAUGGCUUGGUUUGUCAGUGUUUGCCAUCGUGCACCGAGCACGAAAUACGAAUCAUCGGCAAGCAGUCCGGUAUCGAGGAACGUGACGGUCGCUCGGUACUGUUCAAACUGAUUGCACUGCCAACGCAACGCUAUCGGAGACAGAUCGUGCGGGAAAAUCUGGACGUGGUCGUUUCGAUUGGCGGCAUUUUGGGACUUUUUAUGGGAGCUAGCAUUCUUAGUCUGGUGGAAUUGGUUUAUUUUUUCACGGUUCGCUUUUUUGCAUCCAGCUACCAAAACAAGCCUGAAGAUGAGGACGAGGAAGACGAAAGCGAUGAUGAAAAUGACGAAGACUGAAAUCUGAUCGAUGAUUGAACAACGUACUAUAAACAAUGGCAAAUCUUAAGGUUUUAUAUAAGCUACUAAUUCAUUCAAGUGAAUUCUUCUAUAACUGACACCCAACGGUUUUUAUAAUACAUUUCAAACAAAUAAUUCGAACGAAUUUUCAUCAAAUGCAGUAAAAACAACUGGAUAAAAAAUUGGUUAAAAUAUAAAAAAUGACAAAAAAUCAGUAAACCAAAAAACUUACCCUAAUAAAUAAGCUAAUUCAGCUCAUAUCAGUAAAUUUUACCGUAAGUGACCAGUAACUGGCUCAACAGAGAGCGGUACAAAGCUUCGAGAGCGAGAAAGAA
Aedes aegypti (yellow fever mosquito) is the source of this 1804-nucleotide messenger RNA. It is a transcript of the gene ppk15, whose product is annotated as sodium channel protein Nach. Gene Ontology annotation, biological process: sodium ion transmembrane transport. The coding region runs from base 24 to 1469 and encodes 481 amino acids. Gene Ontology annotation, cellular component: membrane. The transcript has 4 exons. Lineage: Eukaryota; Metazoa; Arthropoda; Insecta; Diptera; Culicidae. The record is from RefSeq and is a predicted model, not a curated record. Gene Ontology annotation, molecular function: ligand-gated sodium channel activity.